Messenger RNA from Nylanderia fulva, 4374 nucleotides. RefSeq lists its product as uncharacterized. Gene Ontology annotation, cellular component: cytosol. Lineage: Eukaryota; Metazoa; Arthropoda; Insecta; Hymenoptera; Formicidae. The record is from RefSeq and is a predicted model, not a curated record. Gene Ontology annotation, molecular function: RNA helicase activity; nucleic acid binding; ATP binding.
CAUUUCAAUUAGCUGUUGUGCUUUCUGAAAAUGCAUGCAACUUAUGUGAUUUCAAAAUUAUAGAAGACGGCAUAAAGAGUGUUACAAGAAAGAAAUUGAAACAAACAGGUAGAAAAGAAUGGCUCAACAUAUUGCACAUGAUUUGAACAAGAUAUCACGAACGAAAGAUGUAAAGAUACAAGAAGAUGUUACAUUUUAAAUGGGUCUUCACGAAGAUAUUUUGGUUGGAUUAACAGCUGCUGGCUUUCAGCGACCAUCUCCCAUUCAGUUGAAAGCUAUUCCACUAGGCCGUUGUGGAUUUGAUUUGAUAGUACGUGCAAAAUCAGGAACUGGAAAAACUAUAGUAUUUGGGGUAAUUGCUCUUGAAACAUUAGAUAUUGAAAUAUUAUCUCCACAAGUUUUAAUAAUAGCACCUACCAGGGAGAUUUCUAUUCAAAUAUCUCAGGUUCUUCAAACAAUAGGUUCAAAAAUAAAAGGAUUAAAGGUUCAAUAUUUUGUGGGUGGCAUAUCGAUAGAAGAAGAUAAGAAAAAGCUAAUCAAAUGCCAUAUAGCUGUUGGUGCUCCAGGCAGAAUUAGGCACUUAAUUGAAAAGGGAUUUCUUAAAGUGUCAAAAAUCAGAUUAUUUGUACUUGAUGAAGCAGACAAAUUAAUGGAAAUUAAUUUUCAAACAGAUAUCAAUUACAUAUUUUCUAAACUACCAUACAAAAAGCAAGUUGUAGCCUCGAGUGCUACUUAUCCUGAAGAUUUAGAAACAUUUUUACAAACAUACAUGUCUUCUUCAGUGUUAACAUCGCCAGAUCUUGAUGCAGCAAUUUUGAUUGGUGUCAAACAAUUUGUGGCCGUGGUUCCUGCACAUCUCAAUGCUAUGAAACAGGUACAAAUAAAAGUGGAUGAGCUAGUGAAAAUUUUUACAAAGAUUUCAUUUAAGCAAAGUAUAGUCUUUAUGAAUUAUCAAUCACGAACUCAAUCAGUAAGCAAUAAAAUUAAUUCUAAGGGUUUCUCAUCCUUAUAUAUUAUUGGAAAUCAAGAAAUGGCUAAAAGAUUGGAGACAAUUGAAAAGUUAAGAAACUGUGAAUGUAGAAUUAUGUUGUCCACGGAUUUAACUGCAAGGGGUAUAGAUGUAGAAAAUAUUAACAUGGUUAUAAAUUUUGAUGUACCGAAGAAUCCGGCGACGUAUUUACAUAGGAUUGGCAGAGCUGGUCGUUAUGGAUCUCGAGGAAUUGCUAUCACUAUUAUUUCUGAAAACGAACUUCCGUCAUUUAGAGAAUUGUUAACUUCAGUUGGUGGAUCAAACUUCUAUCUGCUUAAACUCAAUUCUAAUUAUGCAGAAGAUGUUUGGGCUGACGAUAUUACAAAGUUUGAGAAAGUUUAUGCAAAGUCUGAGACAAGCAAUGUAAACAUUGAUCGAACAUUUUUAAAAUCUGAAAAUGGCAUACCUAUAAUGAUAUCUACAUCAGCGAGCUUAUUAGCUUCAUCAGUCAAUGAUACAUUGUCAGAAAAUAAUAUUACAAGUACUUCUACUGAUAAACAAAAUAAAAAAUGUGAAAGUAUCUCAUCCAUGGAUGCAGCAGUCAGUGAUAAGUCAUCAUUAGAAAAUAAUGUUGCAAAUAUUAUUCUGAAAAGUGAGGAAUGUAAAAAUGGCUCAUCAGAGUGUGACACUACACUCAAUGAUACAUCAUCACCAGAGAAUAAUAUUGCAAAUAUUAGUAGAAAACAUGAAAAAUCUAAUACCAAUAUUUCACCAAAAAACAAGAAACAUGAAGUUGCAUCUAAUAAUUUAAAUAUGAAGUCAAGAAGAAUUCAUUUAAUUAAAGAGAAAAUAAAAAUUAGUUCAUUAUUUGAACAUUAUAUUCAAGAAAGAAUUCAAGGAAGAAACAAACUCCAGCAGUCUGAAAAGCAAAAAGAGAUGUCAGUUGCAAAAUUUAAUGGAGUUGAAAUUCCAGAAGAGCAUAAAGAUUUAUCAAAUGGAGACUUAUCUAGAUCAAAGAAUGUACAUAAGUUCAAAAUAACUCUUGAUUCAGAUAAUCCUUCCCUUAUGGAAAAAUUAAAUGAAAAUGUCGUAUUUGAAAUAGAUGUAUCAAAUAUAGAGAAUUAUAAACAAGGAAGUGUUGACAUUGAAAAUAUUAUCCAAUAUAUGAAGGCUCCAGCAACCAAUGAAAAAGAAGAAGAAAAUGAUGUGAAUGAAAAAGAAGAAAAUAAAAUGGUUAAUAACGAAAAAUUAUUUACAAAUCUUUCUCAGGAUACAUGUUCUAUGGAAGAUUCUACUUUAAUCCACAAUUUGCAAUUAUCUAUAAGCGAAUUGGAUAUUAGCGAAGAUAAUCAAAUGGAAAAAUUAAAUGAUUAUUUAUUAAUAUAUUUUAAAGAAAUUAAUGACAGUAAUAGUUGUACAAAUGAUGAAGAAUCUUUUUUGAAAAUAGCUUCCAAUUGGAAAAAAUUACUUGAUCUCGAAAUUAGUUCAUUACAUAAUAUAUAUGAAGAUAUGACGGAUUCUGUUCAUAAGUUAGUAUACGAAGAACAUUAUUCUGCUUUAAAAACUUUCCUUAAUAUACAGAAACGGGCUUUCUUAUGUGUCUUUCCACAAUUACGUAAUGAGAAAGAAAUAGACGAUACUUAUAUAUAUUCGACAAAUAAUCCAAAUAAUUUAUUAGCUAUGUAUAAAGAAAUAGAAGAAUUUAGAAGUCGCUUCUGCACAGUAAAAACUAAAUUUGAUGUAUAUUUUCCUUAUCCUAUAAAUAGUGAUGAAUAUAUGCCAAAUUUAAUGAUGUCAAAUUUCGAGAUUGAAGAAUAUCGCAAGGCAUUACAGUAUUUUAAUACACAUGAUAAUCCCAAUAAAAAAAUAUUAGAAAUAAUAGAUUACAUAGCAUUUUUGAGUGAAACUGAAAAGUGUGAUUUGAUAAAGAAAAUAAAAGAUCAAAAUUUAUCAUUUUUGGAUAUGAAGACAUUUCUCAUUGAGGAAGCAGCAAAAAGAGAUUUAGAAAAUGAUAAAUUGAAGAACCAUUUACAAUUGUCUAAAAAGUCGGAUUCUUUGGAAAGAAAUGGUAUGUUAAUGGAACAUGAACAAUUUGAAAAGCAGGUUUCUUCAGAAAAAAAUGACUUGACAGAGUGCGUAGAAGUGCCUCAGAAGUCAGUUUCUUUAGAAAAUCAAGAUAAUACAAUGCAACAUCAGAAAACUGCUGAAGUAGAUUCUCCAAAAAUACAUAUAAUAAAUAAGAAUAAUUCAAAAAGAUUAGAAGAGAUACAAGAAGUUAAGUCUAAUAAAGAUAUAACUGUCAAUCAAACUAAGCACGAAAUACAAGAUAAAAAAUAUACUAAUACAAUUUCUAAUGGAAAUGAAGAAACUCUUGCAAGAAGAAAAGAAUCAGAAGAAAAGAAUGAAGAUUUUAAAGAUGAUAAGGAACUGUUGCCUCAAGCAGAUAAGUCAACGAAUGAAGAUGAUAAUCAAUAUAUGUGUAGUACUUCAAGCAGCUCAGCUGUAUCAUUCGAUGAAAAUAUUGAACAGUCAAGUAGUAAAUUUAUAUUCAACAAACAACAGGAAAUGGCAUUCAGUAGUAGUCAUAGACAAACCAGUGAAAAGGAUACUACGUGUAGCAAGGAAGUUCAGAAUUUUCAAACUAGAUAUGUACCUCCACAAACAAAUAAUGUCCUCUAUAAUAAUACGAAUAAUUCAUAUAGCAAACUUAGUAAACAUUUAAAGUUUCGUAAAAAUAAUCCAAAGAAUGUAGGUAAUUCAGCUACUGCUUGUAUAAGACAUACAACUGUGAACACAAGAGGAACUUCUCAAUAUUCACAGAAUUAUAGGCCAAAUGAUAAUUUAACAAAUGAUGUUUACUCGCAUGAAAUGGAUAUUGAGAGUUUUCUAUUAUCAUUGCGAAAGCAAACCGAUCAGUUGCAUUUACAGAUUUAUAAGUCACAAAUGCUCGAGAAUUGGAUUUCAUAUGAUCAAUAAUUAUAGGCAGUAUUAAUUAAAUAAAAAAAUAUGAUAAGGAAUUCUGUGAGUUUGUGGAAACAAAAAAUAUCAACACCAUGGGGAAAAUUUUUGUUAGGUAAUCUUUUCUCAUGAAUGUAUUUAUGAUCAAGUUGCAACGGCAAAGAAUGACAUGUGAAUCGAUCGAAAGGUCACGCAUCGCUGAUACUUUAUACGCAUCAUGUGAAAUGUAAACUGUGUGUCGGAGGUAACCUUUUCUUCUAUUCGAUUUGCGACGCUACCUAAUGAUUAUGCAAUUGGAUUGAUCUUUUGCGAUCGAGUCGUGUAUAGUCUUAUCGACCGAAUAUAUGUCAGUCAGCUAGCAAUAAGGAUAAUUUAACACGUUAUUUUUCUAAGAAUUGAUAGUAAUAUUUGUUAACAUGCAUGUAAAUAUAUGUGUGCGAUACAUA